This is a messenger RNA of Ictidomys tridecemlineatus (thirteen-lined ground squirrel), 1547 nucleotides long. The record is from RefSeq and is a predicted model, not a curated record. Lineage: Eukaryota; Metazoa; Chordata; Mammalia; Rodentia; Sciuridae.
GUUUCCCCGCCACGAAUUACCGGAGAAUCUCAGCACGGUUUGAAAGUUCCGCGCGCAAAGCGAAAAGGGCAUUUCGGCUGCGAUCGAGAUGUCGGUGUUAAGGCCUCUGGACAAGCUGCCCGGCCUAAACACGGCCACCGUCUUGCUGGUGGGCUCGGAGGAUGCUCUCCUGCAACAGCUGGCGGACUCGAUGCUCAAAGAGGACUGCGCGUCUGAGCUAAGGGUUCACUUGGCAAAGGCCCUCCCUUUACCCUCCAAUGUGAAUCGGCCUCGAAUCGACCUGAUUGUGUUUGUGAUUAACCUUCAUAGCAAAUACAGUCUGCAGCACGUGGAGGAGUCGCUGCACCACGUGGACGCCAGCUUCUUCCUGGGGAGGGUGUGCUUCCUCGGCACUGGUGCUGGGCAGGAGCACCACUGCAUCCUUCACCGGAACACGGUCCUGAAGCUGGCCCACACCUACCGCAGCCCCCUGUUCUUCUGUGACCUGGAGGUGAGGACACUUUCCACAGUGGCCAGCGUUACACUUGGUUGCGGGGAAGGGGCUGUCAGGACUGCUUAUUGCAGGAUCAAGUACCAGGUGGAAGACUUUCGAGCCACCAUGGCGCAGCGUCUGGUGCGCAUGCUGCUGAUCUGUGCUGGCCACGUACGUGGUGUCUCAGCCCUGAAUCUGCUGUCUCUGCUGAGGACCUCUGAGACCCCUCCACCAGAGGAGCUGUGACGGCCACUGGCCCCUGCUGUCCCUCCCCGCUUUGGGCUCCGUUAGCUGUCACUGUUGGUGAAGACACAGGCUGGGUUGGGCUCCCCAUGCCCCAGCAGGGCACCGGGCAGGAUGGGGAGGAAGCCCAGCUGCUGGGACUCCAGCCCCUCCAACGCCCACGCUCAUCCUCUGAGGAGGUACAUCUCCACUUAAGAUUUCACUGGAACAAAGGGCCCUUGGCUAAAAAAAGUUUGAAGAUCACUGGUCUCAUCCACCACUUUGACUUUGCAAAUGAGGAAAACUGACUCAGAACAAUGAAGACAUGAUGUGGGAGGAUAGCUUGGACGGCACAUCCUGUGGCCUGCUACUCUUAUGGAGCUUGGUUGUUGCUUCUGGGAGCCUCAGUUUCCCCAGCUAUAUAUGGAGAUGUUUGUGAAGGGGAGGUGCCUGAGACUGGGCCACACCCAUACUUGUUGGCUUGAUAGACCUCCUGAGACCUGGUGCUCUGCACAGGCCAGGCAAGGGCUCAGUGAGCAGUCCCUGUUAUUUGAAAUCACACAACUGAAUUUAAAAAUUGGUGCAAGGGGCUGGGGUUGUAGCUCAGUGCCUAAUACACAUGAGGCACUGGGUUCCAUCCUCAGUGCCACAUAAAAAUAAAUAAAUAAAAUAAAGUAUUGUGUCCAUCUACAACUAAAAAAGAAGGUUCAAAUUUGCAAAUUGAGAAUUUGCCCCUGGGGCUGGGGAUGUGGCUCAAGCGGUAGCGCGCUCGCCUGGCAUGCGUGUGGCCUGGGUUCGAUCCUCAGCACCAUGUACAAACAAAGAUGUUGUGUCCGCUGAAAACCAAAAAAUA